UUUUUUGAGAGGCGUUGCCGCACACCGACUACUCAAGGAUUAUAUACCCGCAGACAGCCACACAUUUUCAUACAUUGCGCAUUUAGCCGUUGCAUACAACACACUAAGCGUCAGAGUUGGAGAUAUUCAGAGAAAUAAAGCAAUGGCCAACUACAUUCACGUACCCGACGAGGCUCCCGUGGUGCCCAAAAUAGACGUGACAGUGGACGAAAGCGACUACAGAUCCGGUGCACUGAAGCUGAUUAAGGAGCUGAGACCGAACUGGAAGCCAUCUGAGGUCAAACUGAAGUUUUUCACGGACGGGAUAACCAAUAAGUUGCUGGGCUGCUACUUGGGUCCAGUAAUGCAGGAUGUGGUUCUGGUCCGUAUUUAUGGCAACAAAACAGAGUUGUUGGUAGACCGGGAGAAUGAAGUAAAAAGUUUCAGAGUACUACAUGCAAACCGGUGCGCGCCACAACUAUACUGCACCUUCAACAACGGCCUUUGUUACGAAUUUCUGCAAGGAACUGCUCUGGAGCCUGAGCACAUCCGCAGCCAACCUGUGUUCAGUCUCAUUGCCAGGCAGCUGGCCAAGUACCAUGCCAUCCAUGCUCACAAUGGCUGGGUGCCCCAGUCUGACCUGUGGCUGAAGAUGGGCAAGUACUUUGCCCUCAUCCCCAAGUACUUCAAGGACCCUCAGAAGAAUGCCAGGUUGAGAGAGGAGGUGCCCAGCCCACGGUGCCUCCGAGAAGAGCUGGUGUGGCUCCAGCAGAGCUUGUCUGUGUUGGGCUCCCCCGUAGUCCUCUGCCACAAUGACCUGCUCUGCAAAAACAUAAUCUAUAAUGAGGAGGCAGGCAAUGUAAAGUUCAUUGACUACGAGUAUGCUGGGUACAAUUACCAAGCCUACGACAUUGGGAACCAUUUCAAUGAGUUUGCUGGCCUGAAUGAAGUGGAUUAUAGUCACUACCCACAGCGGGCCUUUCAGCUGGAGUGGCUCCGCUCCUACCUGGAGGCCUAUAAGGAGCACAAGGGCCAGGGCAGUGAAGUGACUGACAGAGAGGUGGAGGUUCUUUAUGUCCAAGUCAACCGAUUUUCCCUGGCAUCUCAUUUCUUCUGGGGCCUCUGGGCUCUGAUUCAGGCCAAGGUCUCCACUAUUGACUUUGACUUCUUAGGAUAUGCAGUGCUGCGCUUCAACCAGUACUUCAAGAUGAAACUGGAAGUAGCUGCGCUGAACUUACCCGAAUAAAAGCCCCCGCCCCCUCAUCUUCUCUUCAUCCCGCUCUUCCUCCCUUCCUAUCUGCUCUCAGCCUCACAUGACGACUGCAGAGCGCCCUGAAAGGGGGCCAAGUAGGGAAGAGCCAGACUGAGUCUGUCCUGCUCAGUGCCUACAGGUCCCCUCUACAUGUCCUUAUCUCUAUAGAUUGAAUGGACCACAAGCUCGUCCAUCCUCUGCUGUCACACCUUUGUUAACCGGUAGCCCAAAUCAUUUGUAAUGUGGGCGUGUGUGAAGUACAAGCGUAAGACCUGCUAUAAUGUGAAGCCCACAUGGAUUUGUCCAGAUAGAUUUAAUUUUAAUAAUUAAUCUAAUAUCAAUUACGAUAAUAACAUGAUAUCAGCGUUUUGUAGUUGUAAGCAGCCUUUGUAGCUCAAAUCACUCUAAAAAAGGAAAAAGUGGAAUUACUGACAGUCACCUAUGUGACAGAAAGGUGGCCCAAACACUGAUCUGAUUGGCUGGAGACGUUCAUAUAUGAAUUCAUAGGGAAAGCCCAAAAGGGCCAGCACAGCCAAAGACCAAAUUAACAACAUGAAAACAACACAAAGCCUGCUUUGUAUGCUAAAGAUCAAAGAAAAAUGGAAAAAAGAAGAAAUUCCAACAUGGAAAGGCCAGUGCUGUCCCUCAACCCCAUGUGAGAUGAGCUAAAUCACUCAACAACAAAAAAAAAAAAACUUGUGGCCUGCCUUGUGACUCUCUUGUUUUCACCCUUAUUUUCCUCAGCAUACCAUGCAUGGGUGGUGCGCCAGAAUAGCUGUGUAGUCAUUGUUGCUGUGUAGUUUGGUGAGGGCUCACAUGUUUUGACUCUCUGGACUGAAGGUAGAGACAGUGAGUUGUAGCAGGGCGUCUUGUGUUUACAUCUAACCUCUCCCUUAAGUUACAUAGUUGUGAAUCAGUGAGCAGUCACAUGACUUUAGGGAGGUUUUCACUGUAAUGUAUGUUUCGUUUUCCUGGCUUUUGUUUAAAUCCUAACUGGGGACAAGUUUGCAUCUCACUGUAAUUUGAACAUUCCAUGUUCAUAAUGCUAGAUUAGGAAAUCUGGUUGUGGUUCACUUGGUAAGUUAGCAGCGUUGGGCACUUUAUUCACUGUGACAUCGACUGUAAGACAUGCUGUACUAAACGAGACCAAACCAUUAUGUUGUCUGCUCCAUGUCAGGGAACAUUUGUGAAUCAUCUCUAAUAUUUCAAAAACACUGCUGUUCAGUCCUAAUGAAGUGUGGACAUUUAAUGCACUUGUAGACCAGUUUUCAUUCAUGUGUGUAUUAAGAUAAGUCGGAUACAGCCUUGAGAUUGGGAGCCACUGUUGGCAUCCAUCAUUUGAAAGUGCUCAGUGUUAAAGGUUUGCUUAAAAGAAAAGUGGAUUUUGGUGGAAACGAAAGUGGAGUGUAUUGGUUACACACAUCUGAAAGUAGUAAAAAGUAAUGCUAUGAAAGUCAGCUGUAAGUGGGACCCAGGAGCAAGAGCACCAUCUAUUUGAGGAAAAAAUAAUGGCUGCUGUCACUAACUUCUUAAUAUUCACCUUUGACCUUCAUGUUAAUGGUUUUUUUAAUGAGCUUUAGGAAGCCCUUUAAAAACAGGUUUAUCUCUUUGUUACUUUAACAAGCCUACACCAAAGUGCUGACAUCUGUUUUUUGCUUGUACAUAAUGCACACUGUAUCAUUUUCCAUGUAGCACAAAGAGAAUAAUUCUAAAGACUUUUUAUACUUGUUGAGGCUGAGGUCUUUGAGAGGAUGUGGAUGUUUGCUCCAGCACAUGACUCCUGGGCAAAUGAUAGCAUUUUUAAAUAAAAUGAAACAUUAUUUGUCAGAACAGCAACUGGUUCAUAGCUUUCAGAGUAGUUUAAACAAAUUAUGUCAAAUGUGGUGGGACAUGUUGUUUCCUCCAAAGCAGUCUGUAGGUCGCAUGUUUGCCCAGGUGCUCUCUGCUGUAACAAGUUUGCAAAGUUCUGUGAAGAGACCAUUACUGACAAGACUGGAGUGUCCAUGUCUCAUGUUCACACUGUUGUGCCUGUGAAAGCUCUUAUUUUGUACCAAGCAGUUUCUGAAGUUUCAAGGAUGGGCCUUUUACUUCACGUCUGUCUUUAAUUUAGACUUGUGUGUCUUUCAAGCUGGUGAAAUAAGAUGGAAUUUAAAUUUGAAGUGUAUGUAUGUUGGCUUUUUACAUACUGAAUGUGAAAAUCUUCCAUAAAAGGGUACUUGGUGGUAAAGGGUUGAGAUAAGUUACUGGUUUGACUUGCGUUGGUUCUGUGAAAGAUUGUUUUCUGUUGGGUGUCCAGUUAGUAACCUGUCAGACCACAUUUACACAUAAUACGCAUACAUUUAUGCAGUUUGUCCAAUCAAAUUGUUCAGGAUUUUCAAAAUGUUAACAACUAUACCAGGGAAAUAUUUCCCCAUGUACCUGAAACGUGCAUUUUCACCUUACAUCAUACAGGUAAUCUUAUUACUACUAAUUAUAUGAACCUCUACUACUAUUUAAAUUGUACAUAAGUCUGCGCUUAAAUUUCUCUGGCCACUUUAGCACAUGUUUAUAUGUACAGUGAACACAUGUAAUAAUAUCUUUGCUUUUUCUCAAAUGUGAACGA
Messenger RNA from Centropristis striata (black sea bass), 3833 nucleotides. It is a transcript of the gene etnk1, whose product is annotated as ethanolamine kinase 1. Gene Ontology annotation, cellular component: cytoplasm. Gene Ontology annotation, molecular function: ethanolamine kinase activity. The record is from RefSeq and is a predicted model, not a curated record. The transcript has 8 exons. Bases 143 to 1225 code for a protein of 360 amino acids. NCBI's taxonomy places the organism in Eukaryota, Metazoa, Chordata, Actinopteri, Perciformes, Serranidae. Gene Ontology annotation, biological process: phosphatidylethanolamine biosynthetic process.